Pteronotus mesoamericanus is the source of this 4940-nucleotide messenger RNA. RefSeq names its product tripartite motif containing 55 (gene TRIM55). Lineage: Eukaryota; Metazoa; Chordata; Mammalia; Chiroptera; Mormoopidae. Gene Ontology annotation, molecular function: zinc ion binding; ubiquitin protein ligase activity. The transcript has 10 exons. Bases 187 to 1875 code for a protein of 562 amino acids. Gene Ontology annotation, biological process: protein ubiquitination. The record is from RefSeq and is a predicted model, not a curated record. Gene Ontology annotation, cellular component: cytoplasm.
CAUGACCCCAGCUGCUAAAAACAGCUCCGGCUCCCACUCGGAACCUGGGCCUGAAACAAUGUCCUCCACCAAAAGAAACAUGAAGGACACUUGAUCACACAAGCCUUGGAAUUAUUUCCAGGAAACACUUGUAGAGACCAUUCGGAGCACCCUUUCCCUGGCAGUGCGCACGGGGACGGCCAGGAGAUGAGCGCAUCCUUGAAUUAUAAGUCUUUUUCCAAAGAGCAGCAGACUAUGGACAACUUGGAGAAGCAACUCAUCUGUCCCAUAUGCUUAGAGAUGUUCACGAAGCCCGUGGUUAUUCUCCCCUGUCAGCAUAACCUGUGUAGGAAAUGUGCCAGUGAUAUAUUCCAGGCCUCUAAUCCGUACUUGCCCACGAGAGGCGGCACCACCGUGGCAUCAGGGGGCCGAUUCCGCUGCCCGUCCUGUAGGCAUGAAGUGGUUUUGGACAGACAUGGGAUAUAUGGACUUCAGAGGAACCUGCUGGUGGAAAACAUCAUUGACAUCUACAAGCAGGAGUCCACCAGACCAGAAAAGAAGUCCGAUCAGCCCAGGUGCGAGGAGCAUGAAGAGGAGCGCAUCAAUAUUUACUGUCUAAACUGCGAGGUGCCCACCUGCUCUCUGUGCAAGAUCUUUGGGGCACACAAGGACUGCCAAGUGGCACCCCUCACGCAUGUGUUCCAGAGGCAGAAGUCUGAGCUCAGUGAUGGCAUUGCUGUCCUCGUGGGAAACAAUGAUCGAGUCCAGGGAGUGAUCAGCCAGCUGGAGGACACCUGUAAAACUAUUGAGGAAUGCUGCAAAAAACAGAAACAGGAACUUUGCGAGAAGUUUGAUUACCUGUAUGGCAUUCUGGAGGAGAGGAAGAAUGAGAUGACCCAAGUCAUUACCCGAACCCAAGGGGAGAAAUUGGAACAUGUCCGUGCUCUGAUCAAAAAGUAUUCUGAUCACUUGGAGAAUGUAUCAAAGUUGGUUGAGUCAGGAAUCCAGUUCAUGGAUGAGCCAGAAAUGGCAGUAUUUCUGCAGAAUGCCAAAACCCUGUUACAAAAAAUUUCUGAAGCAUCGAAAGCAUUUCAGAUGGAGAAAAUAGAGCAUGGUUAUGAGAACAUGAACCACUUCACAGUCAACCUCAAUAGAGAAGAAAAAAUAAUACGUGAAAUUGAUUUUUACAGAGCAGAAGAGGAAGAGGAAGAAGAAGAAGGAGAAGAAGGAGAGGGAGAAGGAGAAGAAGGAGGCGGAGGAGAAGGAGAGGGACAGGGAGAAGGAGAGGGACAGGGAGAAGGAGAAGAAGGAGUAAAAUUGGAAGAGGUAGAAAAUGUUCGAACAGAGCCACCAGGAGAAGAUGAAAGUCCAGAGAAAGCCUUGGAGUCCUCUCUGCUGGCCUCAGAGCUCCAGGCCGCCCCAGCCACACUUCCUAUUUCUUCUCCAGAGACACCUCCAGCCCUGCUACCUGCUGCUGAUGCCCCAGUGACACAGGGGGAGGUUGUACCCACUGGCUCUCAGCAGACCACAGAGUCUGAAACUCCAGUCCCUGCAUCAACGGACACUGCGGAUCCCUUGUUUUACCCUAGUUGGUAUAAAGGCCAAACCCGGAAAGCUACCACCAACCCACCUUCCACCCCAGUGAGCGAAGGUCUGGGGCACAUAGGGCCUCCAGGUUCUGAGGAUUCGAAUGUGCAGAAGGCAGAAGUGGCAGAAGCCGCAGCCAGUGAGAGGGCAGCAGUGAGUGGUAAGGCAACUAGUUCACCUGCAGCUACUUCUCAGGAGUUAGCAAUCUGCCUAGCACUUUUGGCUUUUCUUAUACUUCACUACAUCUGGAGUCAGAUUCAGAGCUUGAUUUUUACUUUAUUGGGUAGGAAAUAUUUUCUUUUCCCUUGACUAACAUCUCAUGUAGUUUCUUUUAUCAUAUUUCUCUUCUGUAGGCCCAGAGAUAAAUUUCUGAGCCUUGAGGCUCAGCCACCUAAAAAGAACGAAGUUCCUAGACAAUACUGUGGCCUCAAGCUCCCACAAUGCAAUCACCUCAAGGCACCUUCCUGAGGAGAAUUGCUCCAUUAUCUAAUCUUGCAUGGAGGGGAAUCCUGACUCAGAAGUGACUGGUGGGCAAUUAUUCAGUAAUCCAGUAACAAUGGACCCUCCCAAAUGGCCUUUAGGGGAGACCAGUUUCAAAAGGUCUCAGCUACUGUGAGAAUUCACUGCUAUUAAAAUAGAGAGAAGAGGAGCAAAGGACUUUCUAGGGUUUCCAUAGAUUAAGUAGCAGCAUUUCAUCUGCUUACAACAGAGGGGCUCAGGAGGUGGCCAGAUGAUUCCUGUUGGGGAUAUAUUGGCAAUUCUUGAUCUGGCGGGCAGGUGGUCUAGGUGACCUCUCAGUUAUCUUUGAACCCUGAGACUCUACAAUGUCUUUCCUGGGAGAUGGGGUCCCUGAGAGAAAGGGGCCCUGGGUACAGCAACAUCAGGGGCAUUGCAGCCCGGUGAAAUCUGAAAGAGUAAAGAGCCAGAGAUCAAUGUUCAUUUGCCAGCCAUAAAGAAUUAGAACCAAAGAAAUGUCAUAAAGCCAACAAAAAACAUGUUAUUUCUGAGACAACUUUCUCAAGCCUUUUCUUGAUUACUGUUAUGAGGUUUGCUUAGGGACUGACAUCUUACUCUUCUAACAACUUUUAAAUAUUAUCAGUUUAACUAAUAGUAAUUAAAGAUUCAAACCCCUUAUACUUUUAGUAAAUGACCCUGCUAGACCUGAGACCCAGCUCCCUGUGCCUGUAGCUCAGAAGCAAUUCAGGGUGACUGGUGCUGAAAGGCCUCUCCUAUUUCUGGCUAUUGACUUUUCCCUGGAUUGACAUUGACUCUUCUGGAAGCUCCCAUCACACAGUUUCUUUUCCCCUCAUUAGCUGUCUGCUCAGCAAAGGCAGUGGGAUCUCCAUGGAGCCCUGUUGUGUCUUUACCUGUGUGUGAGUGGGACCUGCCCCCAAUGUCUAAUAGUCACAAACCUGUGCCACUAGAAUGUUCUGAGUGUUCUUAUAGUCUGCUCAGGUGCUUAGCUCCUCCUCCUGUCAUUAUUUAUGUUGAAGAGAAGUGGGAGGAAGUAUGGGCCAUGGACUCAGUGGGGCAAAUGGGGAGAGAGAAAACGCCAUGCUUUAUUGGAAUAAUCUAGUGUGGAUCUGAAUAAUUGUCUAAAGAGUCCAGCUUACAUUCUGAGAAUUCAGGUUUUGGGAUUGGUUGCUAUAUAUCCUUGUAAUACUUCUCUGAGGCUGCAGGGGGAGAGUCAUGCUUCUUGUCCGCCAUCCACUGAGCCCAUGUCACGUACACUGACAUUAUUCAUGUGCCUGUCUGGUGAGAUGAGGGUGAAGCAAGUGGGGACCGGGUGAGGUAGACUGAAUUGACAUUCAGUUUUGCAGAGAACCUUGCUUGUGUAGUUCUUGGCAUUUGAAAAAGGGCCUUUCACAUAGAGCAGGAAAUCUGCUUAUGAUAGAGUAUCACUCUUUGAUUUGUGAAAAGAGAUAUGGACAGAAGGAUAGAGACUUCACCAUGGUAUCAGAUUCCUGGCCUCUGAAUUUUUUGCAGGCCUGACUUACCUUCACCACCUCAGAACCCAGCUUCCUAAAUUAGUGUUUAUCCGAUGCAAAGUUAGCUUGUUGGAAUUUCAUACUUUAUCAUUAGUCUUUCCCUGAACAUUUAGAAUGUGAUACAAAGUUCUCCAUGCUUCACUGGCAGUCUGACCUCUCUUUACUGGUCCCAUGUAAGGGAAUGAGGUUGUUUUAGAAACUCAGACGCAUGUCGGGCUCACUUGCUCAUCUGUAAACUCACUUCAGACCUCAUCAGUGGAACUGUAAAUCUUUUAAGAAGGCCAGUGUUCUAUUUCCAGGUGCUUCCCUCAUUGCCAUUCAUCUGCCCUUGCUUUUUCUGCCUGUGAUUUCAUGUAGUCUAUACUUUAUCAUGUACUUUCUCUCUUCACCUAAUCACAUAGGUAGUUUAUGUGUUAGAAGCUGGUCAUGGCAAAAGCUAGACAUCAACUCUCUCUACCACUUGUGAAUGGGGGACUCUGCUUUUUGAUAGGUCAGAAGAGCAUUGUUGCCUUCUCCACCCUCAUUCUCAAAGAAAAAAUAAUUUCUUGACAAGGUUUGGAUUCAGCCCUAUAUGAAGGUGGAUCUCACAGACGACCAUGGUUCCCAUUUAUUCUUCUGCAGGAUGCAUUUUGAAUCCAAUCACACCUCAUUCCUCCUAGAAAACUUCCUAAAAGUAGUCAUAGGUCAAACCAUGCAAAAUCUCUCUACAUGAACAGGUCUCCAAAAUUGCCCUCUAAGUUUCCAUCUUUCUAGGCCAUGCAUAUACUAUAUGUUCGGUCAAUGCGAAGGGAGUUUGGUGGAAAUGACAUUUGACCUUUGUCAUGCAUUUAUUUUUUUUUAAUUCAUUUUGAAAAAGUCACACCAGCCUCUUGUCAACCUCAGAAGAUAGGGCAAUAAAAAGGUGCGGAGAAGAACUCUGUGAGAUAGGUCAGCUUCUGGAAAGCAGCCUUAGUGAGCCUCAUCUCCUGGGGAUGCCUGGUCCCGUCUGCUUCCAUUUGCUGCCCUUCCUCUUUCUGCAUUACUCACAUGCAAAUUACACCUGGGUGUUAAUACAGGGACUGCCUCCACCCCCGACCCCACCCCCACGGGCAAUUGGGUAUUUUGGGGGUGAAUAUGAAUGGCAAUUAGAUUUUUCCUGAAGUGGAAGAAACAGAUAUAAACCCCUCCUUAUUCCCCUUUCUCCCUUCCCAGUGAGAUUGAGUGGCCUUGUGUGGAAGAAUUUGUCCAAACCAUUUAAUGGAAUCUGUUCAGGGAACAGGGGUUUCCAGAAAAAUGUCUUCCUAUUGGGUGGAUUAACUUGGUAGCUGCUCUGGCUAAUACCUGAGGUGGACUGUGGCAGCUGCUUCAAGGUCAGAAGACCACUCCACCAUCUCACCGCCUGCGCGC